AAGACACUCCCGCCUUCUCCGCACCUCCAAUCCUGAAAUCUACCCGCCAUGGACGCAUCAACCGCCGGCGCCGUCUCCAAGGCGAAGAAGUACGUGGUGGGGCGCAAGCUCGGCGGCGGCCCCAGGAAGAAGGCGGUGGCGCGGUCCGUCAAGGCCGGGCUGCAGUUCCCUGUCAGCCGCAUCGCCCGCUUCCUCAAGAAGGGCCGCUACGCGCAGCGCGUCGGCAUGGGCGCCCCCGUCUACCUCGCCUCCGUCCUCGAGUACCUCGCCGCCGAGCUUCUUGAGCUGGCCGGGAACGCCGCCAAGGACAACAAGAAGUCCCGCAUCAUCCCGCGCCACCUGCUGCUUGCAGUCCGGAACGACGAGGAGCUCGGCAAGCUGCUCGCCGGCGUCACCAUAGCGCAUGGCGGCGUGCUGCCCAACAUCAACACCGUGCUGCUCCCCAAGAAGACGGCCGAGAAGGAGCCCAAGUCGCCCAAGAAGGCCGCCAAGUCCCCCAAGAAGGCAUAGCCGAUUACUUUCUAGUGCUUCCUAAUUGAAUAAGUGGUUGCUGUUUGGGUAAUCGUGUAGAUGUAGUAAUGCUCUGUUCUGCUUUUGGGAAAAAAAAAGUCUGUUCAUGAUUUACAGUAAAUUCAUUCUCUGUUUUCUGUC
Molecule: messenger RNA, 651 nt
Organism: Hordeum vulgare subsp. vulgare (domesticated barley)
Lineage: Eukaryota; Viridiplantae; Streptophyta; Magnoliopsida; Poales; Poaceae
Product: probable histone H2A.5
Exons: 1
Coding region: 49-510 (153 amino acids)
Cellular component (GO): nucleosome
Molecular function (GO): DNA binding; structural constituent of chromatin; protein heterodimerization activity
Source: RefSeq, a predicted model, not a curated record